Molecule: messenger RNA, 1209 nt
Organism: Labrus mixtus (cuckoo wrasse)
Lineage: Eukaryota; Metazoa; Chordata; Actinopteri; Labriformes; Labridae
Gene: mnat1
Product: MNAT1 component of CDK activating kinase
Exons: 8
Coding region: 90-1025 (311 amino acids)
Biological process (GO): positive regulation of cyclin-dependent protein serine/threonine kinase activity; nucleotide-excision repair; regulation of transcription by RNA polymerase II
Cellular component (GO): transcription factor TFIIH holo complex
Molecular function (GO): cyclin-dependent protein serine/threonine kinase activator activity
Source: RefSeq, a predicted model, not a curated record
CGCAGCCUUGAAAAAGCAAAGUGACGGUAGAGAGCUGCGAGUUGUUGACAUUAUUCUCAAACUCUAUUAUCUAAAUUGCGUCGACAGAAAUGGACGACCAGGGGUGUCCGAGAUGCAAAACGACCAAGUACAGGAAUCCCUCUCUGAAGCUGAUGGUGAACGUCUGCGGUCACACACUAUGCGAGAACUGUGUGGAGAUGCUGUUUGUGCGUGGCUCGGGUAACUGUGUGCAGUGCGACACACCCCUGAGGAAGAGCAACUUCCGUGUGCAACUCUUCGAAGACCCGACUGUAGAUAAGGAGGUGGAGAUUCGCAAGAAGGUGCUGAAGAUAUACAACAAGAGAGAUGUUGACUUCCCCAGCCUGAGAGAAUAUAACGACUACCUAGAGCAGGUGGAGGACAUAGUGUAUAACCUGACAAGCAACAUUGAUGUGGAGAACACCAAGCUGCGGAUGGAGCAGUACCAGAGGGAGAACAGAGACGUCAUCCAGAAGAAUAAGGCUAAACUUACCCGAGAGCAGGAGGAGCUGGAGGAGCUUCUGUUGUUAGAGCAGCGGGACAAUGAGCAGCGCAGACUGGAUGUGCUGCAGGAGGAGCAGAGGCAGCUACAGGCGAAGAGGAAGAACAAGCAAGCUCUGCUGGAUGAACUGGAGCAGUCUAGACUUCCUGCCACCAUCUUGCUCGCCCAGCACAAGGUGCGUGCUGCCCAACUGGAGACCCAGAUUGAGCAGCAGAAACAAGUGGUCAAACCUACAAAUAUAUUUUCAACUGGAAUCCAUAUGCGUCAGACGGUGUCUCUUCAGCCUGUGCCAAGGAUAGAGGAAGUUCUGUACACCUACAAGCCCCUUCACAUUGAAAUCUAUGGACCCCCAGUGCCUGAACUUGAGCAGCUCGGCAGACUUGGGUAUCUGAACCACGUGCGGGCUGCCAUGCCUCAGGACACAGCUGGAGGAUACAACUCAGCUUUGGCUUGUCAUCGAGCCCUUCAGGACGCAUUCAGUGGCCUGUUCCCUCUGAAACGAUGAACACAUCCACAUCACACACUGGUGAGAAGUUUGACAAAAAAAAGGACUGUAAAUGCCCCUGCUGCCACUGAGGAGCAGGCAAAUGCCACUGAGGUAGUUCUCUGAAUUUGUGUCAGGGUUUGUAUUAUUUUUUUUAAAUAUCUUGUGUUUUUUUAACAUUCAAAUAAAUCACAGUGACCAAUGA